This is a messenger RNA of Spinacia oleracea (spinach), 2547 nucleotides long. Its product is annotated as fatty acyl-CoA reductase 2, chloroplastic. Gene Ontology annotation, molecular function: alcohol-forming very long-chain fatty acyl-CoA reductase (NADP+) activity. The transcript is spliced from 9 exons. NCBI's taxonomy places the organism in Eukaryota, Viridiplantae, Streptophyta, Magnoliopsida, Caryophyllales, Amaranthaceae. Gene Ontology annotation, cellular component: intracellular membrane-bounded organelle. The record is from RefSeq and is a predicted model, not a curated record. Bases 531 to 2345 code for a protein of 604 amino acids. Gene Ontology annotation, biological process: long-chain fatty-acyl-CoA metabolic process; suberin biosynthetic process.
AAUGGAGAGCAUCCUUUGAAACACAAGUUCAUUUGGUCAACAAUUAAUUGAAAAACUCUAUUUUCUUGGCGUCCACAACCUUUCUUCUCCUUAUAAAAACCUGCAUUGUUUAUGAGCAAAAGUGUGAUGACCAACGGUUUAGGAAAUACUAGAAAAAUGCCAAGUUCCGCCAUUUUAGCCAUUGGUGGGAAAUGUGUGAGGGAGGCAAAAAGAGAGCCCCUUUGGGAUAGAGUGAAUCUAAUCUAAUAUCUAAUUACCUAACCUUCAUCCUCUUCACAUUUAUAUGUUUCAAUUCCUUCAUUCCCUUUUUGUCACAUCUAAACCAUUUCUAAUUUUUAUGGACAUUAGUUUGUUUACUUGCCACUAUGCAUUUGUUUUCUUAUUUUUUUUGGUUUUUCAGUUCAGGAAGUGAUUAGCUAAGGUUUUAAACCCACUUCUUAUCACCUACCAACUUUUUCCCCGCUUUCCCAACUUCCUUUGUUUGUUUACCUUUUCUCCUUCUAACUUUUAUUCAUUUCCCCCUGUUGAUUAUGGGGGCCUUGCUCCGGAAUGUGUUCAUCAUUGAUCCUAAAGGGCUAGAAUUGUCCCAUAAGCAUCAAAGGUUCAUGGCAAAGACCAGGAAAAAAGGUUUUGUGCAUUGUCAAAGUGGCAGCAACGUGACAAAGAGCGACAAGUUUUCACCCAUUUUGUCCGAGAGAUCCACGUCGAAAAACCAAGGUCAUGGGGCAGCUAUAAUGGAUCCAAGCAGCAGCUUGGUGUUGAACCCGAAUGGGAAGAAUUCGGCUGAGAUCAUAGCAAAGGACCUGACGCCUUAUAAUGGGGCAAGUACGUUAGCUCAUGCACAAGAGGGGAUUGGGAUUGUCAAGUUCCUCAGAGGGAAGACUUUCUUUGUCACUGGUGCAACUGGGUUUUUGGCUAAAGUUCUUAUAGAAAAGAUCCUAAGGACAGUGCCUGAUGUUAGUAAGAUUUAUGUCUUGAUCAAGGCAAAGAACAAGGAAGUUGCAAUUAAGAGAUUAAAAAAUGAGAUCAUGAAUACAGAGAUUUUCAAGUGUCUCCAACAAAUCCAUGGGAAGUCAUAUGAAACCUUCAUGCUAAGCAAGCUCAUCCCGGUGGUUGGAAAUAUUUGUGAAUCUAAUAUUGGUUUAGAUGAGGCUUCUACGAGUAUGAUUGCUGAAGAUGUAGAUGUUAUUGUGAAUUCAGCUGCUAAUACAAAUUUCCAUGAAAGGUAUGAUGUAGCAGUUGAUAUUAACACACGUGGACCAGGACGGGUAAUGGCCUUUGCAAAAAAAUGUCGGAAGCUUAAGCUCUUCCUGCAAGUUUCGACUGCUUACGUGAACGGACAAAGGCAAGGGAGAAUUAUGGAAAAGCCAUUUAGGAAAGGAGAGAGCAUCACAGAGGAGAAUCUUGUAAAUGGGAAUCUACCAUGUUCAAUUCCUCUUUUGGAUGUUGAGGGCGAGCUAAACCUAGCUUUUACAUCAGCAGAAACUUUUGAAGAUAAUAAAGUAUCCCAGAAAAUGAAAGAGUUAGGUCUAGAGAGGGCAAGGAAACAUGGGUGGCAAGACACUUAUGUGUUUACCAAGGCUAUGGGAGAGAUGCUACUCGGGAGUACGAGAGGAGAUGUUCCAGUGGUCAUCCUUCGUCCAAGUGUCAUUGAAAGCACUUGUAAAGAUCCGUUCCCUGGAUGGAUUGAAGGCAAUCGGAUGAUGGAUCCAGUAGUUACUUACUAUGGAAAAGGAUUGCUGUCUGGUUUCCCAGUUGAUCCAUUUGGGGUGAUUGAUGUGGUUCCAGCUGAUAUGGUUGUUAAUGCAACAUUAGCAGCUAUAGCUAAGCAUGGAACGGGUGGGAAAUCAGAAAUAAGUGUAUACCAAGUAGCUUCAUCAGUUGAAAACCCGUUGGUUUAUGGAGAUUUAGGUGACUUGCUUCACCAAUACUUCACGAGAUGGCCAUGUAUAGACGCACAAGGAAGACCAAUUCAAGUGGAGCCCUUUAAGUUCUAUGGAUCAAUGGAUGAUUUUUCAUCUCAUAUUUGGAGAGAGACAGUACGUUACAUGAGUUCGUCUAUGAUGCCGUCACCUAAUGGAAAGCAAACCAAGAAAAUCGAAAAUAUUUGUAGGAAAGCUGUGGAGCAGGCUAAACACCUUGCCAGUGUAUACGAACCUUACAGCUUUUAUGGUGGAAGGUUUGAUAACAGUAGCACAAGUUCAUUGAUGAAGAGCAUGUCAGACGAGGAGAAGAGGACAUUCUGUUUUGAUGUCGGGAGCAUAAACUGGACGGAUUACAUAUGCAAUAUCCAUAUUCCAGGUCUAAGGAAGCAUGUCAUGAAGGGAAGAGGGCAGGGAACCUAACUUUGUAGUUGUUAUAUCAGUGAUUGUUAAUUAAAAUCAAAAUCGUUUUGUGUUAAUUUUCAAAAAUAAAUUAACUUGUAUGCUUAUUAUAAUGCCAUUUAUAUGAUUAACUCGCUUGACAGAAUUGAAAGAUGUUGUCCUUGAAUAAACGAAUGUAAUUUAUCAAGUAUGUAAUGACAAGUUCCUUGAAAAGGUUUUACUA